UCAGUUGUCAAAUGUCAAUUAUCUGUCAGAAGUCAGUAAGUCAAAACAAUGUAUUUUUGAUUGAGAGUCUUAUUUGUAAAUUUUUGUUUUUAAAUGCUUAAAAACGUUUAAUAAAUAUUAACAAUGGAAGAAGAGAAUAAGUUACCUUUAAAACGAGUUGAACUAUCUUUGACGAAGUUUAACGAAGUAGCGAUUCCACAUCAUCUAGACUUACUUCGACAGCAUAAGGCUAAUAUUAUAAAGUAUGAAGAAGCAGAGGAGUAUGGGCGCGUUCGCUCGGAGCAGGUGCACGCGCGGCGCGUAGCGGCGCAGCUGCGCGCGCUGCUCGGCGAGAUGGACGCGCUGCGCCGACAGGUGCGCGCGCAAGACGUGCCGCACUUCGACCGACUCACACAGCGCUCCAGGGAUCUCACACUAAGGGCUAUCAUGGAUUACUUGGGUGUGAUAGAGCGCAGUUGUAUAGCACUGGUAAGGUCGGCGCAGACACGGUCGCGCUGCAGCGAGUCGUCGCCGAUGUCGAUCCCCGCGCGCGCGGCGCCGACGCCGCCCGGCAGCGCGCGCUCGGCCGAGUCCGUGGGCGUGCUGGAGCCCGCGCCGCUCGUGCAGCUGCACGUGGACCCGCAGGAGCUGCAGCUGCGCGAGCGCGAGGCCGUGCUGCGCGGGUGGGGGGAGCUGCAGGCCGAGGUGCGCGCGCUGCACGACGCGUGGCAGCACGUGCAGGCCGCCGCGCUCGCGCAGCGCGAACAGGUGGGCGCGGUGGUGUCGAGCGUGGACGUCGGCGCCGACAACGUGCAGGCGGCGCGGGAACACCUGGCGCUCGGCGAACGGUACGCAGAACCCCGUGUCACGCGACGUCACGCGACGUCACGCGACGUCACGCGACGUCACGCGACGUCACGCGACGCUGCGCGCGGGCGCGUGGGGCGCGGGCCCGUGGGGCUGGUGCUGGGCGCCAAGGCGGGCGCGGCCGCGCUGCUGGUGGGCUCCGCGCUCGGCUACGUGGGCGCGCGCCUGCUGGGCCGGCGGCGCGACUCGCAGCUCCGCGCCGACGCCGCCGCCGACGCCGACGCCGAGCGGAAGCAGCUGUAGCCGGGCCGCUGGCGGUCGCCUUUCUCUUUCGCACAAACCGUUACCGACGUCGGCGAGUCGUAACGGCUUCCCGCGUCACGCUUUCGAUUCGAGUCUGUCGUCUUUCUCUUACUCUCUGGUCCCGUGACGUAUCGAAUACCGAGGCGUUUCUAUACAUUUCGGUGUUUUCUGCGACCGAAUGCGUCAUCCGUGUGUGACUUGUGUGAGUUCGCGUAAAUCAUUUAAGUGACUGAUUUUGUAAACAAAUAUCAUUAUUGGUCGGCUCACACAGAAGCGCAGCUCGUUUUAUGUGUACUUACAGAAGUUUGUAUAAAAUAAAUACAUAGUAGGUUUAAGUAAAUAUAAGUUGCUGUGAUGAACUGCCUUAAAAUAAGUAAGAAAUAUGGCAUCGAACAACGUCUGUGCGAGCCGUUUACAUUGAUUAACUAUUAUUUCAGUUUAUUUGUAAAUAAAAACUCUGAAAUCGAUUUUUUAUACUUAGUAUAUAUUUGAUGUGGCACGCGUGUACGAGUAUGUCUUCUGCGACGGAUGUGUCCUCAGUCAUAGUAGUUAAUAAACAUAUGUAUGUAUGUAUAUAGCUAUUAGGUAGUUACAUUGUAGUAUAACUGAGCUAUGUUGUAAAUAAUCAUAUUUUUUACCAUUGUACAAAUAUGUAUUAAAAGUAAUAAAAUCUCA
This is a messenger RNA of Vanessa tameamea, 1764 nucleotides long. RefSeq lists its product as uncharacterized. The transcript has 7 exons. The record is from RefSeq and is a predicted model, not a curated record. Lineage: Eukaryota; Metazoa; Arthropoda; Insecta; Lepidoptera; Nymphalidae. Bases 124 to 1089 code for a protein of 321 amino acids.